Messenger RNA from Brassica napus (rape), 820 nucleotides. RefSeq names its product small polypeptide DEVIL 15. The transcript has a single exon. NCBI's taxonomy places the organism in Eukaryota, Viridiplantae, Streptophyta, Magnoliopsida, Brassicales, Brassicaceae. Gene Ontology annotation, biological process: negative regulation of cell population proliferation. Bases 199 to 549 code for a protein of 116 amino acids. The record is from RefSeq and is a predicted model, not a curated record.
CAAUUGUUACUGAAAUGGUAAUUUAGUAGUAUUCGAUUUUAUAAUUUGGGGGUUUGGGUAAAGUUUUCAUGAAGAUAGAGCAUGUGAUAAGAUAAUAAAUAAACACAUUUAGGGCAAAGAUUCGCUCACGGUGGGGGUCCACGUGGGUAUGGAGGGACACACUGUCCGGUGAGUUAGGGAACAGUGCACAAACCCCCGAUGGACCCACUCGUUGCCUCUUUAGUGGACCGGUCUAGUUCGGUAUGGUUCGGUUUCUGUUCUCGGCCACCUUUUCCCCACUUGUAUAUAUAUAGAGCACAAUACUCUUCUUCAUUCAUCAGUCAUCACAUUCCUCAUUAUCAUCCACACAGACACCCUAAUUGUUCUCUCUUUCUCUGUCACAUUUCACUUCCAAAGGAUCAAGCGAAAAUGAAGACGACCAGUUCGAGCGUAGGAGGAACGAAGAGGAAGCUGUGGAGCCGAGGAGUGGGGGGAGUGGUUAGAGAGCAAAAGGCUAAACUUUACAUCAUAAGGAGGUGUGUCGUCAUGCUUCUUUGUUGGCAUGAUUAACAAAAGAAGAAGAAAAUCAAAAUCAUUUUCAUAAUCGGCUUAAGGAAGACUAACCCAAUAUUUAGUUCUUUUGUUUUUUGUUGUUGCGGAUCUUCCUUAUAUAACUCUUGGGAAGAAGCUUAUAUGUGUUGGCUUUCUAUACGGAGAUAUGCAUGUAUUUUUGUAGUUUUUUCAUCCCAAAGAAGGGUUUUUCAGAUGUAAAUUAGUAGCUAAUUUCAUUGUCUUUUGUUGCUGUGUUUCUUCUUUCUGGUUGAUUAAGUUUAUUUUCUGA